This is a messenger RNA of Papilio polytes (common Mormon), 1396 nucleotides long. Its product is annotated as sodium/bile acid cotransporter 5. Gene Ontology annotation, cellular component: membrane. The transcript has 11 exons. The record is from RefSeq and is a predicted model, not a curated record. The annotation marks the transcript as partial. NCBI's taxonomy places the organism in Eukaryota, Metazoa, Arthropoda, Insecta, Lepidoptera, Papilionidae.
CAUCGAGUAAAUGAUUAAAAAAUAUUUAAAAUAUUGUUAAUAAUUAGUGCAGUGAUAAAAGAAGGGAAAAAUGUCCCGCGCCAUGUGUCCGAUAUGGCCGCUUCACAUCGUGAUCCUGUACAUCCUGGCGUUAUGCCCCAUCUGGGUGAUGUGUCAGUCAGUGCCGAACCUCCUCGCCACAUUCGACCCCAACAAUCUAACACUCCACAUGAAUUAUUAUGAAUUUAUCGACGUUGAAGUUAAAGGUGAUGGGUUACAGCCAGCCGAUGAGUUUCAGCUCAAAUCGAGGAAUCACCACGUAGCGUAUGGAGAUUGGAAUUCAACGUUUAGAGUGGACGAGGCUGCGCCCAAUUGGAAGGGACGGUUUCAAGUCACAGCUGAGUUUCUUGGUCGCACGGAUUUAUACCUGGAAGUGAAGCGUGGUACCACAGAGUUCCCAGUGAAUGGCACUCUGCCCGUCACAGUGUUAAGACCACAGCGCGUCAUUGACACUAUAUUCACCACCAGUGUUGCCUUAUUCGUGUCGUUAAUAUUUAUAAACUUCGGUUGUGCGAUGGACUGGCCGACGGUGAAGGAGGUGGUGCGUAGACCUAUCGGCCCGCUUAUCGGAUUGUGCGGACAGUUCGUUUUUAUGCCAUUGAUGUGUUUCGGUCUUGGUUUCCUGAUAUGCCCGACAUUACCGGAGAUGCACUUGGGCAUGUUCUGUACGGGAGUGGCGCCCGGGGGAGGGGCCUCCAAUAUUUGGACCUUCGUGCUCGGAGGGAACCUCAAUCUAUCCCUCGCUAUGACCACUAUCUCGACACUCUCCGCUUUCGGGUUCAUGCCUCUCUGGUUAUUCUCAUUGGGGCAGUUAUUAUUCCGUAACGCGAACAUGGCGGUCCCUUACCAACAUAUUGCUAUGUUCGUGGUGGGGCUUAUAGUACCCCUGGCUAUCGGCCUCGCUAUGCAGAAGUUCACUCCAAGACUGUCAGCGUUUAUGGUGCGGAUAUUGAAAGGAUUCUCAACAAUAUUGCUGCUUUUCAUCAUUAUUUUCGCUAUUGUCACCAAUUUGUACAUCUUCGAGCUGUUCACGUGGGAGAUAAUAGUAGCGGGUAUGGGUGUACCGUGGUUGGGGUACAUAUUCGGGUACACAGCGGGUCGCAUCUGUCGGCAGCCGCACCCGGACGCACUCGCCAUCUCUAUAGAGACGGGUAUUACUAACACUGGUAUCGCUAUAUUCCUUUUGCGGUACACAUUGCCGCAGCCCGAAGCUGAUCUUACCACUGUGGUGCCGGUGUCAGUGGCGAUAAUGACGCCAUUCCCAAUGAUGGCAAUAUAUGUAUACCAGAAAAUAAAAGCUUGUAUGGGAGUAUCAAAAAUCGAAGAGAGCCAAAGAAAAUCCUCGAAGAGAGUAACA